Molecule: messenger RNA, 630 nt
Organism: Camellia sinensis
Lineage: Eukaryota; Viridiplantae; Streptophyta; Magnoliopsida; Ericales; Theaceae
Source: RefSeq, a predicted model, not a curated record
GUGUUGGGCUAGAGUGAGGCCCAUACACAUGAACCUGUCUGACCAAUCAAGGUUUUGACGGUCAAGCUAAAAGCUUUGAAAUGGGAUGAAGUCAACUACAGACCACGAUGAGGGCACAAUGUGUGAUCUUCUGUGAAGCUGUUGCUAUAUACGGUGUUAUUGUGGCAAUUAUUCUACAAACAAAGUUGGAGAGUGUUCCCCCAUCACAAAGAUAUGAACCUGAAUCUCUUAGAGCUGGUUAUGCUAUCUUUGCCUCAGGGAUUAUUGUGGGUUUCGCAAACCUCGUCUGCGGGCUGUGUGUGGGAAUUAUCGGAAGCAGCUGUGCAUUAUCUGAUGCCCAGAACUCAUCACUUUUUGUGAAGAUUCUUGUGAUUGAAAUCUGUGGUAGUGCCCUCGGGUUGUUUGGAGUAAUAGUCGGAAUAAUCAUGUCGGCUCAAGCAACAUGGCCUCUAAUUCCUAUUCUUGUUUGGUCCAAACAAGAAUAAAAGAGAACUGGGUAAUUUCAGAACCAAGUCACAACUAAGGCCUCGUUUGGGAACCCUCCCUUUUAACUAAAAAUUUAAAAAAUUAUUAAAUUAACUAAAAAGCCAACAAUCCAUACUAAAAAGUCAAAUAUUUUCUUUUCUCUCU